AUGCAAAUUGACGUUCCCUAUCUGGUACUGUCAAUAGCACGGAUACAAGGGGGUGACCGGCAACGCGAUUUUGCACGAUCCCACAAGAUCACACCUUCUGAAAACGCGCAGUUUCUAGUGUGGUGUUUGAAUCCAUCAUACUUCAAGAGACGGGGUCUGAUUUGUCCGAUUUGAUUUGGGAACAAGUCUACGAGCGUGCGGAUCUCAAACUUUGGCUUCACAUUAAGAGCUCGACUCAUCACUUGGGGAUAAAUCGAAGUAGACCAUAUCCAAUUUCCUGUUGAUCCGACCGCUACCUUAACCGCCCCAGUCUGUGAAGUCUUCUACUUCACGCUAAGAGAAGGAAGGACAAAGGACGAGAUCGCACCUUACCUUGACACUCUUGCGAACCAGGAUACGAAGACUGUGACGCUGUCAACUUGGGGGUUUAAUCCGGAGCGGGAGAAUCGACUUGCAAUGCUUGUUGGAUGGGAAUCUCUUGAGCUCACCAAGAGGUGGUAAAGAAUCCGACGGAGGAAACGAAGAACUUAUUUUCACAUCUUCAUGAGCUAUCGGAAUUCACUGUUGGGCAUAGCAACUUGACUGCCCACUGAAUGGGACGUUGAUUGUUUGAAGACGUACUUCACGUAUUUACAAGAUUUCUAUACCAAGUAAUUGAGCAGUUUGACGUUAUAUAGGUUUAGAAUACC
Molecule: messenger RNA, 689 nt
Organism: Fomitiporia mediterranea MF3/22
Lineage: Eukaryota; Fungi; Basidiomycota; Agaricomycetes; Hymenochaetales; Hymenochaetaceae
Exons: 4
Coding region: 1-174 (57 amino acids)
Source: RefSeq, a predicted model, not a curated record